AUGAGAUUAUUGGCUUUCAUUCGAAUCGAGGAGAAGAACACCAGUAUUUGUGGGCUGAAAAUUUCCAAUAAACCUUUGGUGAUAUUUUUGGCGCUGUUCCAAUUAUCGAUUUGUAUUGCGUCAUUUUUACAGGUAGGUCAAAAAAAUUGCGAUUUUUUUGAUAGUAAAUACAAAUAGUCCUCGAGAACUACACGGAUUUUUCAAAAAAUCAAAAGAAAAUUACAAAGUUUUGCUGAAAAAUAGUUGUGACGUUGCAAAAAAAAAUUUGAAAAUAAUCCUCGAGAACUACAAAACCUCGGCCAUGAUGGGGGAAACUAGUCCCCCAAAUUUUUGAGAUUUUUGAAUUUUUCAAAAGUGGUUAUGACGUGGCAAAAAAAUCUGUUUCAACUGAAAAUAGAAAAAUUGAAGCUAAGGGUUUUAAUACAUUUUAUACAAAACAAACUAAAAAAUUGAUGUGUUGAGACCCUUUUAAAGGGAGGUAAAACAUCGUGCUAAUAAAUAUCGUGAUAAACUUGAUGGUGAUGAUGAUGAUAUUGAUCUUCAUGAUCCGAAAAAAUAGCUAGACAGCUUCGCAUGAAAAGACAAAAAUAAAGAAGCCACUUACAGCCACGUCUUGAUCGUGAUCUUGAAUUGAAAUCAUCUGAAUCAGAAUCUCUGAUCGGUUGUCUGAAAUGAAAACUAUUCAAAUUCAAUUCUGAAUAUGAGUUAUGUUAUGACGUGGCAGAAAUAUAGGUUUAUAGAUUUUCAUGAUAAUUUGAUCCUGUAAAAUUUUUCGAAACCUGAAAUUGAAACAUUGCUUUGUUUAUACUAAAAUUAAAAGAGCAUAAGUUUUUGCCACGUCAUAACUAUAUUUUUUUUUGAAAAAAAAAACUCACGCUGUACUCCAGAUGCCAAUAUUUGGAAUAUAUGGAUCCAUUUCUUGAGCGAAAAAAAUUUUCGAAAUGAAAUUGAAAAAAAUCUUCUAUUUGUUUGUUAACACUUUGACAAUGUGUUAUGAUUGUGAAAUUGAUAAUAUUUCGCAAAAUCCUUGAAAAACCUAGUUAUGACGUGGCAAAAAAAUGUAUUUUCUUUCCAGCACAUUUUUUCGAUUUACAAACAUCGAAAAAUCUUCGAAUGUCACUCGAACAUCCCGGCGAAUUCGAGCUUCGAGACCCAUUUUCUGGCUCAUGACGUCAUCAUUUUCGACUUCGGCCUGAUGCACAGAGUUUUGGGAACCAAUGAAUGUGUGGCGAAUUAUUUGGGUGAGGUUUUUGACACGUGGAAAGUUUCAACCAAUCAAAAAAAAAUUUAAAAAAUUUUCAGAUGGUGGAUAUAUGCGAUUCGCGUGGACCAUCGAACAAUCAUCGGCCUUAUUCAUAUCCCUAGUUAGCCUAAUUUGUAAGCCUAAGCCUUUGUGGCUUUUAUGGCCCGGGCUUCUGAUGCAAUCUAGUUAUACACUGGGCUUGUCGGUUUUGACGAUGGCGACGGCUCCGAAAAUUCUUGAAGCUUUAGGUGGAAUUAUUGAUUUUGAGUUGGCGCUGAUUUUUACGGUUUAUUCGGUGGGGUAAGUUUUCAGUAUGAAAUUUUGUGCUGGAAAUGCUGGAAAUCAUAGAUUCAGGUGAUUUUCAGCAUUUCCAGCAGUUUCAGCACAAAAUUUUGAUCUAAAAUGUUUUUUUUUGGACUCCGAAAAGUUCUUUGAAAUGGAUCAGAAAGUUCUCACCGGGCUUCCAGAAUCCUCAAAAAACUUUUAAAGCUGAAAUUUAGUGCUGAAAAUGCUGGAAAUCUUAGUUUUCAGUGAAUUCCAGAGUUUCCAGCAGUUUCAGCACGAAAUUUUGAUAUAAGUUUUUUUCUUUAGGGCUCCGAUAAGUUCUUUGAAAUGGAUCAGAAAGUUCUCACUAGCCUUUCAGAACCCUCAAAAAAACUUUUAAGGCUGAAAUUUUGUGCUGAAAAUGGGGGGAAAUCUCAGUUUUCGGUGAUUUUCAGCAUUUCCAGCAAUUUCAGCACAAAAUUUUGUUCUAGAAACAUUUUUCCGAGAUGUUUUUUGGAAUAGAUCAGAAAGUUCUCACUAGACCUUCAGAAUCCUCAAAAAAAUUUUUAGGGCUGAAAUUUUGCGCUGAAAAUGCUGGAAAUCUUAGUUUUCAGUGAUUUUCAGCGUUUCCAGCAGUUUCAGUACAAAAUUUUGAUCUAGAAACAUUUUCACGAGAUGGUUUUUGAAAUAGAUCAGAAAUUUCUCACUAGCCUUUCAGAAUCCCCAAUAAACUUUUAAGGCUGAAAUUUUGCGCUGAAAAUGCUGGAAAUCUUAGUUUUCAGUGGUUUCCAGCAUUUCCGGCAGUUUCAGCACGAAAUUUUGAUCUAGAAACAUUUUCACGAGAUGGUUUUUGAAAUAGAUCAGAAAGUUUUCACUAGGCUUUCAGAAUCCCCAAUGAACUUUUAAGGCUGAAAUUUUGCGCUGAAAAUGCUGGAAAUCUCAGUAUUCAGUGAUUUUCAGCAUUUCCAGCAGUUUCAGCACAAAAUUUUGAUCUAGAAACAUUUUUCCGAGAUGUUUUUUGAAAUGGAUCAGAAAGUUCUCACUAGCCUUUUAGAAUCCUCAAAAAAACUUUUAAGGCUGAAAUUUUGUGCUGAAAAUGCUGGAAAUCAUAGCUUCAGAUGAUUUUCAGCAUUUCCAGCAGUUUCAGCACAAAAUUUUGAUCCAGAAACAUUUUCUGAUUUUUUUUGGAAUAGAUCAGAAAGUUUUCACUAGGCUUUCAGAAUCCCCAAUGAACUUUUAAGGCUGAAAUUUUGUGCUGAAUAUGCUGGAAAUCUCCGUUUUCAGUGAUUUUCAGCCAUUCCAGCAGUUUCAGCACAAAAUUUUGAUCUAGAACUUUUCUCCAAGACGUUCUUUGAAAUGGAUCAGAAAAUUCUCACUAGGCCUUCAGAAUCCUCAAACAAAACUUAAAGGCUGAAAUUUUGUGCUGAAAAUGCUGGAAAUCCUAGGUUUAGGUGGUUUUCAGCAUUUCCAGCAGUUUCAGCACAAAAUUUUGAUCUAGAAAUAUUUUCCAGAGAUGCUUUUUGAAAUGGAUCAGAAAGUUUUCACUAGGCCUUCAAAAUCCUCAAAAAAACUUUUAAGGCUGAAAUUUUGUGCUGAAAAUGCUGGAAAUUUUAGUCUUCAGUGAUUUUCAGCAUUUCCAACAGCUUCACCACAAAAUUUUGAUCUUGAAACUUUUUUUCCGAGAUGGUUUUUGAAAUAGAUCAGAAAGUUUUCACUAGGCUUUCAGAAUCCCCAAUGAACUUUUAAGGAUGAAAUUUUGUGCUGAAAAUGCUGGAAAUCUCAGUAUUCAGUGAUUUUCAGCAUUUCCAGCAGUUAAACCCCAAAUUUUGAUCUAAAAUGUUUUUUUGAAAUGGAUCAGAAAGUUCUCACUAGCCUUUCAGAAUCCCCAAGAAAAUUUUAAGGCUGAAAUUUUGUGCUGAAAAUGCUGGAAAUUUUAGUUUUCAGUGAGUUUCAGCAUUUCCCGCAUUUCCAGCACAAAAUUUUGAUCUAGAAACCAUUUUACGAUACAAGAAUCCUCAAAAAACUUGAAAUUUUGUGCUGAAAACUCUAAAAAUCCCCCAAUUUUUCAGCUUCUCCCUCAACUGGAUUUUCACAUUUGUGCUAUGGCAUUACUAUUGGCAUCGAGAGCGGAAAUUCUUGGCGGAACGCGGAAUUUUUCCGCCACAAGAAUUUGUUUGA
Caenorhabditis angaria is the source of this 3685-nucleotide messenger RNA. The record is from the annotation of a GenBank genome assembly. NCBI's taxonomy places the organism in Eukaryota, Metazoa, Nematoda, Chromadorea, Rhabditida, Rhabditidae.